AAAAUAUUGGCGCUUGUUGUGCUAGCUGUCGCCAGCUACGCGUUGCUAAUGACUUUACCUCCAUGUUACAACGACUUACUUUCAUCACAACACCUGCUGUGACAUGACACGUAGCCGUUGUUUAUAACAGCAGCAUUCAAAUCACAACAGGACCAAAAUGGCUCAAGACGUAUGUAGCCAUGUAAAAGUCGUGGUUCGGGUUAGGCCAACCAAUGACUGUGAGAAACGUGAAAACUGUCGCAAUGUGGUCCAAGUUGUCGACAGUCACAUGAUUAUAUUUGACCCCAAGGAAGAGGACAUAUCGUGUUUUGGGUCACAAAGACAGAGGAACCGAAAUCUCAACAAGCGGGCCAACAAGGACCUGAAGUUUGUUUUUGACCACGUCUUCGAUGAGAACGCGACACAAGCUGACAUUUUUGAGAAUACCACUAAAGGAGUGCUAGAUGGUUUAAUGAAUGGAUUCAACUGCACAGUGUUUGCUUAUGGUGCUACUGGAGCUGGGAAGACCCAUACCAUGCUGGGCUCACCAAAUGACCCCGGAGUCAUGUACCGCACAAUGAAUGAGCUCUUCAAACGAAUGGACGACGUCAAGGAAGAGAAAGAGUUUGCCAUUGCAUUUUCAUACCUUGAGGUUUACAAUGAACAGAUCAGAGACUUGUUGGCUAAUGUCGGGCCUCUUGCUGUCAGGGAGGACAGCUCGAAAGGAGUAGUUGUUCAGGGCCUUACACUCCAUCAGCCUAAGUCUGCAGAGCAAAUUCUCAGCGCUUUGGAUUAUGGCAAUCGAAACAGGACGCAACACCCGACUGAUAUGAAUGCCACUUCUUCUCGGUCUCAUGCUGUGUUUCAGAUAUUUCUGAGGCAGCAGGACAAAACAGCCAGCCUAAACCCUAAUGUCUGCAUAGCCAAAAUGAGCCUGAUUGACCUCGCUGGCUCAGAGAGGGCAAGCGCCACCAACGCCAAGGGAGCACGCCUACGGGAAGGUGCUAAUAUUAACCGCUCCCUCCUUGCCCUAGGAAACGUUAUCAACGCUCUGGCAGACCCAAAGAGUAAGAAGGCUCAUAUACCAUAUCGAGACAGCAAGCUGACAAGGCUACUUAAAGACUCCUUGGGGGGCAACUGCAGAACAGUUAUGAUCGCCAACGUUGGUCCAUCGUCCAAGUCCUACGACGACACCCAGAACACACUUAAAUAUGCCAAUAGGGCCAAAGAGAUAAAGUCCUCGCUCAAGAGUAAUGUUGUGAGUCUCGAUAGCCACAUUGGUCAAUAUGCUGUGAUCUGUGAGAAGCAGCGGCAAGAGAUCCUCCAGUUGAAGCAGAAACUAAAAGAGUAUGAGGCAAAAUACGCAGUGCCCGGGGCUUCCAACGUGAUCUCAUCCCAGAAACAAGCCGAGUUCAAAAGAAUGUCAGAAGCUCUGCAGAGCAUCUUCUCCAGCCGUGCUCAAAUCAGGCAGGAGCAGCUGGAUCUGGAGAGGCAACUGAAGGCAAAUGAGCUGCGCCAGCGCUACAGUGAGGAGGAUAACCAGCAGGUCCAACGAUUCUGUGCCAAAGAAAAGAUGGAGAAGGCCACUUGUAAGCACGAACGAAGAAUUGCCAGCCUACGCACUCAGCACCAGCACAUCUCCAAACGUCUGAAGGGGGUAGAGACUCGUUUUCUGGAAAAUGAUGGAUUGCUUCAUCGCAUCGAAAAUGAGAUUAAGUUGCUGAAGUCAAAUGAUCAGACCUCAGAGACCUUGGAGAAAGAUUUGUAUUGCCACAGACUAGAGUUGCAGGUGAAUGAUCUCCAACAGCACAUCAGGCAGAUGGUUGAGCUCGCUACGCUGCAGGAUCAGGAGAAUAAGCGCAUGCAGAAAAUGGUAAACAUCCUGUUGCCUGCUUACAGUAGGCAGUACUCCACAUUACACGCUGUCGGCUCGGUCAGUUUAGCAGACGAGAUGGAAAACCAAGAGCUGGGGCACAUUGUGUUGCGGGAGAGAGGCGUGGUCUGGGCCGACCAGGAAGAGACGGGGCAGCAGGUGAUAAGUAAAGAGAUUGGCAACGACUCACCGGAGACAUGUGGGGCUAAAAGGGUUGGGCUCCACAGCGAGCUGGCUCCCGUCCUGUCUUUCUCACAUCUGCAAUACCACCAGAAUAGCCCCUGCAGUGCAGAGAGGCACAAUAAGAGAGCCUUAUUCUGCAGUGCAGCUCCAACACCUAAAGGUGAAGGAGUUCAGCCAAUUAAGACAGAAGACAAGCCUCCAAAAAUGCCUAUUAGGAGAAAUCUGGCCACAUCACUCCCACCUCAAAGCCCACUAAGUGUCGUCAGGUCCCAAGCGUUCGAGGACGGCGUGCUCCCACUUCAAUGCACUCCAGAACCUGCUAUGCCGCCACUCGGCUGCUCCAGCUCCGUGGAUCCAAACAUGACAUUUGAAGUGGUUGACAUUGACGAUCAGACUGCAAGCAACGCAACCAUCAUUCUUGGCAGCAGUAGUCCGUGUCAGGCAUCGACGUCCGCAGACGUCCAACGCCCCAGCCAGCCUCAGCCAAGGCAUCUGCACAGAGCAGCUGAGGGGAACCAGACGGCUGCCAAAAGACAACACGCCGCUCCGUUGCAAGAUGUGCGACGGACCAACCCGACCUACAUGGGCUUGACCUCCGCUGCUCAAGGAAAGCGGAAACUCAACCGCGGCUUCAAAGAAGAGUUUCAAGGCUCCUCGGCACCGAAGCGGAUAAAGAAAGACCUCUCCGUUGCUCAGGCGCCUCUCAGGGUGCAACGGUUCACUGGUUCAGAGAACAAGCCCCGCAGAGUUGUGAGGACCGCUUCUGGGGGAAAUCUUGGUGUCCACGAUCGUCAGAAACACAAAUCCCAUAUCUAUAAAUCACAACAGAUCCAAAAGGUGGCCAAGUGGAUGUGAACCAAUCACUACCUUCACAUCAAGCCUUAUUGUUUUUAUUUGAACUUUCUUUUUUUUUUUUUAACUCUUCAAACUUCUCCGUCCAUAUUUGCUUGUUAAAACAAAUUGUGAAGACGUAGAAACAUAGGAGGCGCUCUGCUGUGUAGAUCCGCUCCAGCAGGAAUGCUAAUGUAGUCCAAGUGUCUCACACAGCAGAAAAACUACUUUAUUGUAAAUAACCACUGUAGAUAUUUUCCUUACAUUAACGUCCUUACUCUUUUAGCUUUUUGGAAGUUAUUCAAAACACAAACAAACAACAACAAAAAAUGAAACGUCUUGUGGCCGAUCUUUCACUAACAUUUAUGUGCUUUGAACAUGUAGGUGACGACGUUUCACAGGGCAGCUAGUAAAGCUGAAACUGCUCUAUUCAAAGCAGUUUGUAUAGUUGUUUUUCCUUUUAACUUUUGUACAAAUAAUAAAAUGUGGUUGUUCGACGUUGCUUAAUAAAAGUGUUUGUUAGAGAUCAGCCUGUUUUUAAAUAAGUAAAUCCCUUUUGUAAAAAAA
Messenger RNA from Fundulus heteroclitus (mummichog), 3433 nucleotides. It is a transcript of the gene kif18a, whose product is annotated as kinesin family member 18A. Gene Ontology annotation, molecular function: ATP binding; microtubule binding; microtubule motor activity. Lineage: Eukaryota; Metazoa; Chordata; Actinopteri; Cyprinodontiformes; Fundulidae. The record is from RefSeq and is a predicted model, not a curated record. The transcript has 18 exons. Gene Ontology annotation, biological process: mitotic spindle organization; microtubule-based movement. Bases 158 to 2890 code for a protein of 910 amino acids.